AUGGCUUCGCAUAAGAAGAGCGAGGACCCCUUGGUCGACAAUGACCGACAGGAACGGGAGUGUUACAGCAGUGAUUCGACAAUGGCAUCAGAUCAAGCCUCGGAAUCUCGGUCUCCCAUGGGGUUAAUCGACGAGGAGGGAAUCGAAACCCUUAAUCGCAUCGCCACCCAAAGCUCACGUCGUCGGUCGAGCGUCUAUCCCCCCAAUCUCCCCACGAGAACCUCGACGUUGGCUACGAUUUCCGAAAAUGACCCAGCCGUUGAUCCUCAAGGGCCCUCGUUCGAUCUGAACAAGUGGCUGAAGAUGGUUCUUCGGGAGUCCGAAAGACAAGGCAGAGAAGGUCACCGAACAGGCAUCGUCUUCAAGAAUUUCACGGUAUCUGGAACCGGAGCAGCACUGCAGCUCCAGGACACAGUAUCAUCCAUGCUAUCCGCACCCCUUCGCAUCGGCGAGAUGAUGAGAAAUCGACGGUCGCCGCCGAAGCGGAUUCUGAAUGAGUUCAAUGGCUUGUUGGAGAGCGGGGAAUUGCUUCUCGUCUUGGGUCGUCCAGGAUCCGGAUGUAGUACCUUCCUCAAGUCUCUAUGUGGAGAGCUCCACGGCCUGUCUUUGAGCAAAGAGAGCGUUAUCCAUUAUGAUGGAAUCCCUCAGCAACGAAUGGUCAAGGAGUUCAAGGGUGAAGUGGUGUACAACCAAGAGGUGGACAAGCACUUUCCUCAUUUAACCGUCGGCCAGACGCUCGAAUUUGCCGCCCUGGCGAGAACGCCAGCUCAACGAAUCCGUGACAUGUCCCGCGAAGAGUUCGCUAAGCAUAUCACCCAGGUAGUCAUGGCCAUUUUUGGUUUGAGCCACACCUACAAUACUAAGGUCGGAAAUGACUUCGUCCGCGGAGUAUCGGGUGGUGAACGGAAGCGUGUCAGUAUCGCGGAGAUGGCUUUAGCUCACUCCCCCCUAGCUGCAUGGGAUAACUCCACCCGAGGCUUGGAUUCCGCAACGGCAUUGAAGUUUGUGGAGGCACUACGCUUAUUUGCCGACCUCACUGGGUCUGCACACGCAGUGGCGAUCUACCAGGCUAGUCAGAGCAUCUACGACACCUUUGACAAAGUAGUUGUCCUUUAUGAGGGACGUCAGAUCUACUAUGGCCCUGCGAAGUCUGCUAAGUCUUACUUCGAACGACAAGGAUGGGAAUGCCCUCAGCGACAGACCACUGGAGACUUUUUGACUUCGGUGACCAACCCCAGUGAACGUAAAGCACGUCCGGGCAUGGAAAACCAAGUUCCACGCACCGCCGAUGACUUUGAAGCGUACUGGCGCAAAUCCCCAGAAUACCAGAAGCUCAUGUCCCAGAUUUCCAACUAUGAGCAGGAACAUCCGCUGGAGGAGGCUGGUGCCGCCCUUGCAACAUUUCAGCAGAAGAAGCGCGAGAUACAGGCGAAACAUACUCGUCCGCAGUCGCCCUAUUUGCUUAGUGUGCCCAUGCAGAUCAAGCUCAAUACUAAGCGAGCAUACCAACGUGUGUGGAACGAUAUCUCUUCUACUGUGUCAACUGUUAUUAGUCAAAUUAUCAUGGCUCUGAUUAUCGGAUCUGUGUUCUACGGUACCCCGGAUGCAACUGCAGGCUUCACUGCCAAAGGUGCCACCUUGUUCUUCGCGGUCUUACUCAACGCUCUUAUUGCAAUGUCGGAAAUCAACAGUCUUUACUCGCAGCGUCCAAUUGUGGAAAAACAUAACUCAUAUGCCUUCUAUCAUCCAGCCACCGAGGCUAUUGCUGGCGUGGUUAGCGAUAUACCGGUCAAGUUCGUCAUAGCAGUCGUGUUCAACCUUAUCCUCUACUUCAUGGCGGGGCUUCACAGAACGGCAGGGCAAUUCUUCCUCUACCUGCUGGUCACAUUCAUCGUGAUGUUCGUGAUGAGUGCAGUCUUCCGUACGAUGGCGGCUAUCACCCAAACAGUCUCACAAGCAAUGGGGUUGGCAGGUAUAUUGAUCUUGGCUCUGAUUGUCUACACGGGAUUUGUGCUUCCUGUUCCUUCGAUGCAUCCUUGGUUCGAAUGGAUUCAUUAUCUCAACCCUAUCUUUUAUGCAUUCGAGAUCCUAAUUGCCAACGAAUUUCACGGACAUGACUUUAUAUGCUCGCAAUUUAUCCCGGCCUACCCUAGCUUGAGUGGUAACUCGUUUGUAUGUUCGUCUCCUGGCUCUAAAGCUGGACAGCGUGCUAUAAGCGGUGAUGAUUAUAUACAGGUGAACUACCAGUAUAGCUUCUCGCACGUAUGGCGCAACUUCGGCAUCUUGAUUGCCUUCCUUGUCGGGUUCAUGGUGAUUUACUUUAUUGCCACUGAGUUGAAUUCGUCUACCAGCAGCACUGCCGAAGUUUUGGUCUUCCGUCGUGGACAUGAGCCAGCAUAUUUGCGCACCGAUUCAAAGAAGCCCGAUGCUGAGAACGCAGUGGAACUCAGUGCGAUGAAACCAACUACGGAGUCGGGUGAAGGGGAUCUGUCUAUCAUACCACCACAGAAGGACAUCUUCACUUGGAGAGACGUUUGCUAUGAUAUCGAGAUCAAGGGUGAACCCCGACGGCUAUUGGAUCAUGUUUCUGGAUGGGUCAAGCCAGGCACGCUGACUGCUCUCAUGGGUGUCAGUGGUGCAGGUAAAACCACUUUGCUGGAUGUCUUGGCGCACCGAACUUCCAUGGGUGUUAUUACAGGUGACAUGUUCGUGAAUGGCCGGGACCUCGACCAAAGCUUCCAGAGAAGCACCGGCUAUGUUCAGCAGCAGGAUCUGCAUCUUGAAACUGCUACUGUCCGCGAGUCGCUCCGAUUCAGCGCUCUCCUUCGUCAACCCCCUAAUGUUUCCAUCCAGGAAAAGUAUGACUAUGUGGAGGACGUGAUCCGCAUGUUGAAGAUGGAAGAUUUCGCCGAAGCAGUCGUCGGUGUUCCCGGCCAAGGAUUGAACGUUGAGCAACGCAAAUUGUUGACCAUCGGUGUUGAACUGGCUGCGAAGCCUAAGCUCUUGCUCUUCUUGGACGAACCCACUAGCGGUCUUGAUUCCCAGAGUUCUUGGGCUAUUUGCGCAUUCCUCCGCAGGCUUGCCGACAGCGGGCAAGCGGUUCUCUGUACCAUUCAUCAGCCUAGCGCAAUUCUUUUCCAGCAGUUCGAUCAGCUCCUCUUCCUUGCACGUGGUGGAAAGACGGUCUACUUUGGUCCCAUUGGAGAGAACUCUAAUACCCUCCUUAACUACUUCGAAUCAAACGGGGCACGUAAAUGUGCCGAUGACGAAACCCGGCCGAGUGGAUGCUGGAGAUUCAGCGAGUGUCAAGGCGUUCAGACCGAGAUCGAUCGGAUCCACACGGAACAGCAGGCGAAGACGCAAGCCAGUACCGGAGACAGCGAAGCCGGGAGCACGUCAGAAUUUGCCAUGCCAUUCUGGUUCCAGUUGUACCAGGUUACCUAUCGUGUGUUCCAGCAGUACUGGCGUAUGCCGGAAUACAUCGCGUCGAAAUGGAUGCUGGGAAUCCUCUCCGGUCUCUUCAUUGGUUUCUCAUUCUUCCAGGCGAAGUCUUCCCUCCAGGGGAUGCAGACCAUCAUCUACUCGUUGUUUAUGCUGUGCUCCAUUUUCUCUUCUCUGGUUCAACAGGUCAUGCCAUUGUUCGUGACCCAGCGAUCCCUGUAUGAAGUCCGCGAAAGACCCAGCAAAACAUACUCAUGGAAAGCCUUCUUGAUCGCCAACAUCAUCGUCGAGAUCCCGUACCAAAUCAUGAUGGGCAUCUUAACAUACGCCUGUUACUACUACGCAGUUGUCGGAGUCCAAGACUCCGAAAGACAGGGUCUCGUCCUCCUGUUAUGUAUUCAAUUCUUCAUCUAUGCCAGCACUUUCGCCCACAUGGCCAUUGCCGCCAUGCCCGACACCGAAACAGCUAGUGCUGUGGUGGUUCUUCUAUUCGCCAUGUCCCUCACGUUCUGCGGUGUCAUGCAAACCCCAACCGCACUGCCCGGAUUCUGGAUCUUCAUGUACCGCGUUUCCCCCUUCACCUACUGGGUCUCAGCCAUGGCCUCCACCCAGCUCCACGAUCGUGUCGUCCAGUGCUCCCCAGCGGAAAUGUCUAUCUUCGACCCUCCAUCGGGCCAGACCUGUGGCGAAUACAUGUCUUCAUUCAUGAGCAUGGCCGGCGGACAGUUGUCGAACCCCAACGCCACCUCGGACUGCAACUACUGCUCGGUCUCUGUGGCAGACGAUUUCCUGUCAAGUGUCAACAUCUAUUGGAGUGAGCGCUGGCGCAACUUCGGCCUCAUGUGGGUUUAUAUCGUGUUUAACAUCUUCCUGGCGACUAUGCUCUACUACACGUUCCGUGUUAAGAAGUGGAACCUCAGCGGCUUGAAGGAGCGCUUCUCUAAGAAGAAGUGA
Molecule: messenger RNA, 4395 nt
Organism: Aspergillus nomiae NRRL 13137
Lineage: Eukaryota; Fungi; Ascomycota; Eurotiomycetes; Eurotiales; Aspergillaceae
Product: ATP-binding cassette transporter
Exons: 7
Coding region: 1-4395 (1464 amino acids)
Biological process (GO): transmembrane transport
Cellular component (GO): membrane
Molecular function (GO): ATP binding; ATP hydrolysis activity; ABC-type transporter activity
Source: RefSeq, a predicted model, not a curated record